UCUGCAGCCUCUGUCUCUGGGCAGUCACCAGACCACCCCCCUGAGAACUCUCCUCUCCAAACACGGGACAAUGAGGCUUUGGUUGUAUCUCGUUCUCAUUGCAGCAGCGUUUGAAGGUGUCCGGUCCCAGAAGCUGGUGGAGUCCGGAGGUGGAAUUCAGAAGCCUGGGGGAUCUCUCCGCCUCUCCUGCAAAGCCUCCGGGUUCACCUUCAGCAGCUACCACAUGAGCUGGGUCCGGCAGGCGCCCGGGAAGGGCCUGGAGUGGCCAGCGGCGUUCCAGGUCUUCGGCGGCACUUCGGUGGCGGACUCAGUGAAAGGCCGAUUCACCAUCUCCAGAGACAACCCCAACAACCUGCUGCAUUUGGACAUGAUCGGCCUGAAGCCCGAGGACGCCGCCCGCUAUUACUGUGCGGGACACACAGUGCGGGGCGCCGGGCUGAGCUCAGACAGAAACCCGCCCUCUCUGGCUAAGCACAAACUCUCCGCUGGGGGGCGCUGCAGUUCUACAGCUCGCAGCGCAGAGACCGCCCCGGACAGACAAUCCGCAGCCCCUGGGUCUCUGCAGUUACCAGCCACUCUCCACCGAGGACUUUCCCCUCCAGCACCAGGGAAAAUGAGACUUUGGCUUCAUUUACUUUUCCUUGCGGCGGCUCUGGAAGGGGCCCGGUCACAGGUGGCUCUGACCCAGUCCGGUCCAGAACUGAAGAAGCCCGGAGAAUCCACUCGGCUGAAAUGCUCCGCGAGCGGGUUCACUAUCACCGACUAUUAUAUGGACUGGGUCAGACAGGAGCCGGGAAAGGAGCUGGAGUGGCUGGUCCACUACUGGAAACCAAGGCAGAGCGAGUAUUAUUCUCCCACCAUCAAGGGGCGAUUCACAGUCUCCAAGGACAGCUCCAACUUCUACCUGCACAUGACCGGCCUGAGACCCGAGGACACCACCAUGUAUUACUUGAACGGAGAAGCUGAGCCCCGAGGGAAGGUCAAUGGCAGUGCAGAUCCCUGA
Messenger RNA from Gopherus evgoodei (Goodes thornscrub tortoise), 1003 nucleotides. RefSeq lists its product as uncharacterized. Gene Ontology annotation, biological process: defense response to bacterium; B cell receptor signaling pathway; innate immune response. The transcript is spliced from 9 exons. The record is from RefSeq and is a predicted model, not a curated record. Lineage: Eukaryota; Metazoa; Chordata; Testudines; Testudinidae. Bases 71 to 1003 code for a protein of 310 amino acids. Gene Ontology annotation, molecular function: antigen binding; immunoglobulin receptor binding. Gene Ontology annotation, cellular component: immunoglobulin complex, circulating; blood microparticle; external side of plasma membrane.